AUGAGUGGCAGCUUUCAGAAGAAUUUACAUGAAAACUGCAUCGCACUUUUACCGUUCAAGUCCAAGCGACCAGUUUUGCCAGACAACUAUGAACAAGCACUACAACGAGCUAAAAAGUUGCGAACCAACUUGAGAAUGAACCCAGAUAAAGAAAAACAGUUCUGUGCAUUUAUGGAGAAAAUAUUUGAAAAGGGCCAUGCAGAGCCAGCUGCUCCAUUGAAAGCAUAUGAGGAACGAUGGUAUUUACCCAUAUUUGGGGUAUUUCACCCUAAGAAAUAUAAGAUUAGAGUUGUUUUUGACUCGUCAGCAAAGUUCCUUGGUGUUUCAUUGAAUGACGUAUUGAUGACUGGCCCUGACCUGACCAAUAGUCUGAUUGGUGUACUCCUGAAGUUUAGGAAGGACAGAGAAGCAAUAACAGCAGACAUCGAGCAGAUGUUUUUCAACUUCUAUGUGCAUGAAGAGGAUAGAAACUUUCUACGAUUCUUGUGGUUUAAAGACAACAACAUUGACAAUGAACUUGUUGAAUUUAGAAUGUGUGUCCAUGUGUUCGGCAAUUCGCCGUCCCCUGCAGUUGCCACCUUCAGAUUGCGGAAAUCUGCAUGUGAUCACCAAUCGCCUGAAUUCUGCAAUGAAGUGUGUGAAUUGGUAAACAAACAAUUUUACGUUGAUGACGCGCUUGUGUCCUUACCUGAUGCAAAUGAUUCUUGGAGGCCGGAUGGUUCUCAAGAAAGCCAUGAACAGGACUGGGAUGAUCCUCUCCCAGAUGACUUACAUGCUGAAUGGGAGAAAUGGAGAAGAUCCCUAUUUAGCUUGGAAUCCCUCAGAAUUCCCAGAAUGUUUGUGGACAUACAGAACGUCACCAGAAGUGAGCUACACACUUUCUGUGAUGCGUCUCAAGAUGACAUAGGAGCAGUGACAUAUGUUAAGCUGUACAAUGUACAUGGACAGUCAAACUACGGAUUCGUGAUGGGCAAGUCCAAAUUAGCUCCUCACCACAGCAGCACGAUUCCACGGUUAGAACUGUGUGCAGCAGUACUUGGAGUAGAAAUAGGAGGAUUUGUGGCAGAUCACCUUAAUAUACCUACAGAAGCAUGUUACUUUUAUACAGACAGUCGAGUAGUUUUAGGCUACAUAUACAACGAAAGUCGACGAUUUCAUGUUUAUGUGGCUAACAGAGUCGACAGAAUCAGGAGAGCUACCUUCCCAAGCCAAUGGAACUUUAUCGCUACAGAUUGCAAUCCAGCUGAUCAGUGUCAAGGUCAAGACUUCUUCAGUCUCGUCAAUCCAGAUGAGGACAAGGAACUUAAGCUAAAUGCUCUUAAAACAACUGUGUCCAAAAAGGAGGGCAUAGGUUCAGAACGCUUUACCAGAUUUUCAUCAUGGCCAAAAUUGGUGACAGCGAUAGCUAACCUCAACAAGAUGGCUAUAAAAUAUAAGAAAGAGAGUACCACAAAAAACCCUCUCACAUUUUACAAGGAAGCAGAACAAUUUAUCCUGAGAACAAUUCAACAGGAAUGUUACUACAGUGGGAUCAAUUGUCUGCGCAGUGGCAAGGCCAUACCAGGGAGCAGCCCCAUCGUAAGUCUUUCUCCAGUGCUUGAUGGUGAAGGAAUAUUGCGAGUUGGCGGACGCCUGGGACGUGCCAAUCUCCCUACAGGAGAGAAGACACCAGUGUUAGUGCCUGGAGAGCACCAUAUAGCUAAACUACUUGUCGUGUACCACCACGGAUCUAUUUAUCAACAAAGGCGACAUCUGACUGAAAGAUCCAUUCGACGUGUUAUUGGAUUACAGGCGGAGAGCGUCUCACAUCUUCCAUCCUUCACAGCUGCGUACAAUGCCAAAAAAUCCGAGGCAGGGCAGAAUACCAGAAAAUGUCAGAUCUCCCGGCAUAGCGCCUCACACCAAGCCCACCAUUUAGUUAUGUCGGAGUUGAUGUAUUCGGUCCAUGGACCAUUGUAA
This is a messenger RNA of Magallana angulata, 1959 nucleotides long. RefSeq lists its product as uncharacterized. Bases 1 to 1959 code for a protein of 652 amino acids. NCBI's taxonomy places the organism in Eukaryota, Metazoa, Mollusca, Bivalvia, Ostreida, Ostreidae. The transcript is spliced from 3 exons. The record is from RefSeq and is a predicted model, not a curated record.